AUGUGGGUCUCUUUGUUUUACAGCACUAUUGUGUGUGUGUUUGUUUCUUCAGGUCUGUGUGGUGUUUAUACAGACGAAGUGUCAGUGUCGGUGAUGGAGGGAGAUUCAGUCACUCUGCACACUAAGGUUGAAACAAAGCACCAAGAGAGUCUUAAAUGGUAUCUCAGCGGCUCUCGCAUCGCUCAAAUCGAUGGAGAUCUCAGUUUUAUCUGUACAGAUGUUCAGUGUAGUGAAGGAACUGAGAGAUUCAGAGACAGACUAAAGCUGGACAGUCAGACUGGAUCUCUGACCAUCACAAACAUCACAAACACAGACUCUGGGGAAUAUAAGCUAAAAAUCAUCAGCAGCAGUGACAGUGAAAGGAUCUUCAGUGUUUCCGUCAACGAUGUUCCUGCUGCUGAUCUAUAUGAAAUGAAGGAGGGAGAGUCUGUCGCUUUAGAUGCUGGUGUAAUAAAACACCCAAAUGAUGUGAAGACGUGGUAUUUUAAUGAUAAUCUCAUCGCUGAAAUCAAUGGAGAUCAGCGUAAAAUCUGUACAGAUGAUCAGCGUUAUAAGAGAUUCGGAGACAGAUUGAAGGUGGAUCAUCAGACUGGAUCUCUGACCAUCACGAAUAUCAGAAUCACAGAUUCUGGAGAAUAUAAACUCAAGAUCAACAGCAGCAGCAGCACAUUCAGCAUCACCAGAGUGAAGAGAUUCAGUAUUUCUGUCACUGCCGCUGCUAACUUUGAAGAGACGGGAUCCUCGCUGACCACACCAACAACAUUCGGCAUCUCCCCGUUCUCAACAGAAGAAGACUCUGCACAUGCUGAGCAGUCCUUCAUUGAACAACAGUGA
This is a messenger RNA of Labeo rohita (rohu), 834 nucleotides long. RefSeq lists its product as uncharacterized. The transcript has 4 exons. The record is from RefSeq and is a predicted model, not a curated record. Lineage: Eukaryota; Metazoa; Chordata; Actinopteri; Cypriniformes; Cyprinidae. The coding region runs from base 1 to 834 and encodes 277 amino acids.